Molecule: messenger RNA, 978 nt
Organism: Jaminaea rosea
Lineage: Eukaryota; Fungi; Basidiomycota; Exobasidiomycetes; Microstromatales
Product: CRAL/TRIO domain-containing protein
Exons: 3
Coding region: 1-978 (325 amino acids)
Source: RefSeq, a predicted model, not a curated record
AUGACGCUCCCCUCCCCAACGACGCUCCCUCCCAUGACCGACCAGCAUGCGCAGGCCUUUCAAGAAUUGAAGCAAAAGAUAGAAGAGCAGUUCGGCCCCGUAGUCAAGGGGGAGACGUGGUACGACGAUGUGACGAUAGAUCGCUUCCUCCGUGCACGCUCCUACUCGAUCCCUGCGGCCCUGUCCCAAUUCUCCACAACGGACAAAUGGCGUCGCGACUCUCAUCUUGCGCAGCGAUUCGAGGACAUGGAUGGGGCAUGGCUCAGAAGGGCACGACAAUGCUACCCGCGUUUGGUCGGGCGGUGCGAUCGAAGAGGGAGACCCAUGUUCGUCUUCCAACCUGGAGCGAUUGAUCCGUCCAAGCAUAAAGACUUGUUGGAGGCCAGCGAGGAGAGGAGAUUCAGCACAAUAGCCGUCCUCACGGAGCACCUCACCUCUCUGUACAUCCCCAUGGCCUCAACCCUCAACCAACAGCGAGGUGGCGGCCCCGUCACAGAGUCGAUGAGCAUCGUAGACCUCAGUGGCCUCUCGUUCCGUACACUCUGGACAUUGCGCUCCCACCUCGGAUCGGCUUCGAAGCUCAAUUCGGCCCAUUUCCCCGAGACGCUAGGCACCCUCGUCCUCGUAAAUACUCCGAGCUUCUUUUCGACGAUCUGGUCUUGGAUACAGGCGUGGUUCGAUAAGGGAACACGUGAGAAGAUUGUUAUCCUCUCGGGUGAGGAGAUGCGAGCGGGAAAGUUCAAGGAGUUGGUUGAGCCUGAAGACCUGCCUGUUGGGUAUGGUGGGGAGUUGGAGUGGACGUACUUUGAUCAGCCGGAUCUUGAUGAGGGCUUUAAGGAGUUGCUGGGCGUCCAAGAGAUGCCUGACGCUCCCUGUCGCUGGAAUGGUGAGAGGUUGGUGAUGGCCGGCGAGGCAGGGAAGAAAGACGAUGCGGUCGAGAUGAACGGCGGUGGGGAUGAGGCUCGCGAGCCUCACUGA